UAUUGCAAAUUCAUUUUCUAAGAAUGGCUAAUUACCAUGUCGUAAUUAUAAAUAACCUUUUUUUUUCUAUGUUAACACCAAACGAAUGGCCGAGUUGUUUCUGUAGGUAUUACAAUAUUUCAACUUGUUAGAUUAAAAAGAAGUUAUUUACUUUCAUCUUACUUACCGCUCAGUUGUUAAUAUUAAUAAAAAAAUUCAAACAAAGUCAAAGUAGUUUUUGGAAAUAUUAAAGAUGAUGUAUUGCGAGGGCGUUACGGGCCACAGUUCAUUGCCUUAUGUAAAACUUGAAAUUGUGUUUCUUCCGUGAAUGACCGAAAUAAUACGGUGUCCUUUGUGUAUAAUGAGUGUUAGUGUUAAAGUUAUAUAAAAAAGUGUCAAAAUGUCUACAUCAUCUGCACAAGUUUUGAUGAAAAAAGGUAAACGAGGUGCAGCUGGCUACAUACACGCGGAAUGCGUAAACGGAUCCCCACAGCACCUUGGACCACUUUUGGAUGUGCUGCUAAAUCCUAGCAAGUCUAUUGAUGAGUGGGAGACAGUGGAUUGGUGUCGUUGGCUCAUUGCUGGCGGUAGAACGCCGGACGAGUUCGCGGCCAUAGUUCGCAGCUACGACAAACACGACAAAUGCGGGCUCGUGUGGAUACCGCGCGUGGUCGCGUACAGGUGUCGCACGUGCGGCAUUUCGCCGUGUAUGUCGAUCUGCCGCGAGUGCUUCCACCGCGGCGACCACUCCACACACGACUUCAAUAUGUUCCUGUCGCAGGCGGGUGGCGCGUGCGACUGCGGCGACAAGUCCGUCAUGAAAGAGGACGGGUUCUGUAGUAAUCACGGCAAUAAAUGUCCACGUCCAGGGACGGCGCCGGCGGAGCUCAUGUGCGUCGCCGAGGCCAUGAUGCCGCGUCUCAUAUUGCGACUACUACAGCAUUUCAGAGAGAACAGUGUAACAUCAGGGCCGCAGACGCCGUCGGACAGUUACAGGAAGUCGGUGCAGGAGUGCGAAUACUACGUGCAAAUGCUAAUGGAGUUCAACAACAUGGGCGACCUCAUGAGGUCCGCCAUGACCGAGGCACUCAUCAAUCCCCAGAUGUACCGCAACCUGGUGGUGCCUCCGUUCCCCGACACGGAAUACGGGUGCUACAUGGCCGAAUCGCACAAGAUGUACGAAAAAGCUAUAGACUCAUUUCCAGCGCCGGAGCCACCUGACGAUUAUAAACACCUGCCGGCCCUCGCGCCCCGGCUGCAGCACAACACGCUACUGGACGAGUUCAUAUUCUGGACGUUCAAGUACGAAUUCCCGCAGAACAUUGUGUGUUUCCUGCUAAAUAUGCUGCCCGAUCAGGACUAUAAGGAACACCUGACACGAACGUUCGUGAUGCACUACGCGCGCAUCCCGCUGGUGCUGGAGGCGGCGUCGGACCCGGACACGCUGUCCAACCGCGUGGUGCACAUGUCCGUGCAGCUGUUCUCCAACGAGGCGCUGGCGCUGCGCUGCGUGCAGCAGCUGCACCUGCUGCACGUGAUGGUGCUGUCGCUGCGGCUCAUGAUGGGCAAGAUCCUGGUGCAGAACACGCUGCACGACCCGCACCACAACUUCCACUACGUCAUCGACUGCACGCGCCGCGUCAUGAAGGAGCACUGCUACUGGCCGCUCGUGUCCGACUUCAACAACGUACUCUCGCACAAGAGCGUCGCGCUGCUCUUCCUGCAGGACGACGCGCUCGUCGACAUGUGGUUCGAGUUUCUAUCAAUGUUGCAAGGCAUGAACGUGAACGUGCGCGAGGUGGGCACGCACAUCGAGUUCGAGCCGUCGUCGUACUACGCGGCGUUCUCGUGCGAGCUGGAGGCGGCCGCGUACCCCAUGUGGUCGGUGCUGGGCCACCUCACCGAGCCCGCGCACGCGCCGCUCGCGCGCCGCCUCAUCGCCGCCGCGCUCACCUACCUGCAGGACUGGCUCGACGCCGUGCACUUCACCAAGCCGCACAUGGAGCGGGCGGAGGUGAUGCAGGCGUCGUUCCACUUCCCGCUGCACCGGUACCUGGCGGCGUUCCUGUGCGCGGGCGUGCGCCACAUGCGGCUGGCGGCCGCCGCCGUGCUGCCGCCGCCGCGCCUGCUGGCGCUGCUCGCCGUGCACCCGCUGCGCGUGCAGAGUCUAUUCUACGAGAUAUUAGCGGGGAUAUGGGUGCGGAACGGGCUGCAGAUCAAGGGGCAGGCGAUGACCUACAUCCAGGCGAACUUCUGUAAUUCCAUGGUCGACAUGGACAUAUACUGGUUGCAAAUAUGCGCAGCCCACCUGCCUGCUGAUCAGUUCCUUGACAUGUGCAUUGAUAUGUUCGGUGUGAGAGAAUGGUUGAGCAUGCUGCCGAUGACGUUGGUGCAAGCCGCCGAACAGGACGCUAUGGUGGAAGGACUGCUCACCUUCCUCGCCAUUCUGGUUUCCUCACAGACCAAUCUAGGCAACGACGAGCUGACCCAGUCCCGGCUGGAGGUGAGCACGCUGCUGGCGGCCGGCGACAAAACGCACUCGCAGCUACUCGAGCUAAUGCCGGAGAGGUCCGGCAACGCGCACACCAGGAAUUUCGAGACCGUGCUCAAAGAGGUGUCAACAUACCGCCCCCCACCGAAGGGCUCGGAGAAUCUAGAGCAGGGCCUGUUCGUGCCGAAGCCGAUAGUGUGGGAGCAGUAUUACGACCCGCUGCACGUGCUGCGGCGCGCCGUGCACAGGCGGGACUUUCAUGCGUCUAUGGACCGCUUCACAGCCUACGUACGCGAGAAGCAGAAGGAGGCGGGGGCGAGCACGGCGACGGGCGGCGCUGCAGGCGGCGGGGCCGCGGGCCCGCUGUGGCCGCCGCUGCGGCCGCCGCGAGCCGCGCCCGCCGGCGCCGGCGACCCACGCGCCCUCUGCGCCUCAGGCGUGCUGCACGGCGCGCUGCUGGCCGUGCUGCACCGCGGCGUGCACCGGCGCGCGCCCGACGCUGCGGCUCCACACGCGCCGGCCGACCACGUGCUGGCGCUGGCCGUGUACCUGCUGGACGUGGCCGCCGAGCUGGCCGCCGAGCGAGCGCGCGCGCACGACCGCGACGUGUGCGUGGCGGAGGCGGAGGGCGGGUCGCGGCCGCCGCGCGUGGCGGGCGUGCCGCUGCUGGGCGCGUUCGCGGGCGCCGCCGUCUGCGACAACGCGCGCACCAUCGUCGGCUCGGUGCCGCCGCACGGCCCGCGCCACCACCCGCCGCCACCGCCGCACGUCUACCCCUCGCACUACCACUCCGACAGUGACACAGAAUGGGAGCCAUCAGAAUCAGUAAACACUAGACUUCCGCCGCUAUCGAAGACGGUAUCACUGCCGACAACGAGUACGGCGCUGGCGGUCCCCACAUUGUUACAAGUAGUAAGAGGCGACUCGGUACCGGACGACCAGUCUGAUGCCAGCGGUGAUGCACCCCACAUACGAGCAUUAGAGGACGUGAGCGAGCGGUCGUCGCUAGCGCUGCAGCUGCUGAGCGGGACGGAGAUGACCAGUGAUGCGCAGAUGACGCUCGCGCUCGCUGAUCCUGUCACACCUCCGGACUCCACCGAUUACGAGAUGGCGGGCGCGGAGUGGUGCGCGCUGCCCGCGCCGCCCGCGCGCGCGCCGCAGCCCUCCACCAGCACGCAGGUGCAGGUGCACGGCCAGCAGGAGGAGUCGAUCCCGGUGAACGAGUCCAUCAUAUCGCUGCUGCUGAAGCUGCACUCGCAGCUCUCCGGCCGCCUCGACUCCUUCUCGCUCGACGAGCCCGCGCCGCACUCCACCGAACCUAUAGGCGAUGGGCCGCAUUUCAUCGGCAACGUGGUGCGCAAGCUGGCGCGGCUGGACGCGCGCUGCGCCGCCGCCGUGCAGCACGUGCGCCGCGCGCUCUGGCCGCACCAGCGCGAGCGCCAGGCCGAGCAGCGCGCCAGGGAGCGGCAGGAGAAGGAAGAGCGGUCGAGGCGUGCUCGCGAGCGGCAGCAGCAGCUGAUGCGCGAGUUCGCGGACCGCCAGCGGCAGUUCAUGACCGCCAUGCAGAUGGAGGGCAACGACGCCGCCGCCAUGGACUGGGACGAGGACGACCUCGAGAAGGACUACGACUGCGUCAUAUGCAACACCACCGCGCCCACCACCGCCGCCGACCCCAUUGGCCUCGUCGUCCUGCUGCAGUCGACGUCGGUGCUGGGUCACCGGCGGCGCGUGGAUUUGGAGGGAGCGACGGGAUCAGAGUCCACGGAGGAGGACGGAGGAGGGUUAUAUGGGGGAGGUGCGAGUACCGCAGAAGCUGGAGCACGACUGCCACUGUCGGAGGCGGAACGUGCGAGACUAGCGGCACAGCGUGAAUCUACUGCCGCCGCACACUACUACCGCAUGCACGAUGACCUCGCGGACCAUUUCGACAAGGAGUCGUGGCUGAUGAGCGUGUCGGUGGGGUGGGAGGGCGGCGUGCACGUGCAGACGUGCGGCCACCACGUGCACCUGCGCUGCCUGCAGCUGUACCUGCGCUCGCUGGCCGCGCCGCAGCGGCCGCACAACCUGCACGUCGAGCGCGGCGAGUUCCUGUGCCCCGUGUGCCGCCAGCUCGCCAACACCGUGCUGCCGCUGGCACCCGCACCCGCACCACCACCACCACCGCCACCACCACCGCCCGCCGCCGCCCACCGCACAGACGCGCAGCUCGCCGACCAGAUACAGGCCAUGCUCGAACAGGACCGCCCGCCGCCGAGCCCGUCCCGGCUGUCGGACGCGAUGGGCAAGGCGAUGAAGGACAUGACGGCGACCGCGAGCGGCAAGCUGCGGCAGCGGUACGGCGUGUCGCCGGCGGGCAUCUUCACGUUCGUGGCGUCGCUGGUGCGCACCAACCUCGAGUGCGAGCUGGUGCAGCGCGGCGGCACGCUGCUGGCCCCGCCCGCCACGUCAGCCGCAUCAGCCGCAUCAGCCGCGCCGCGCUACAAGCCGCGCAACGACUGCAUCGUUCCCCUGAUGUCGGUGGCGGGCGCACACGUACGCGUCCUGCGGGAGGCGGGCGCGGGGCUAGGCGCAGCCGCGACCUGGCGCGCGCUGGUGCCGAGCGAGCGCGAGCGCGAGCGCGAACACGAGCACGAGCAGGCCGGGCCCGCCGUGGCGUCCGCCGCGCCCGAGUCCCGCCCCGUGCCGCUGCUGCUGCGCGACCCGCUCGCGCUUCUCAUGCAGUUCCUGCUACUCGCGCCGGAGAACCCGCCGCACAUGGAUAUUCAGCACUUCACGUUCAUCGUGCGCGCCCUGUACGCGCUGAGCUACUACCAGAUCGUGUGCCAGUUCAUAGCGAGCACGACGGCGGAGGGCCGCGCGGCGCUGGCGGCGGGCGGGGGUGGUGGUGCAGGCGGCGGCGGGGCGGGGGACGGGUCGCUGCGCGGCGCGGUGCGCGCGCUGCUGGCGGCGCUGGCGGGCUCGGAGCUGUUCACGGAGGACGGCCCGCCGCGCGCCGCGCCCGCCCACGCACACGCACACGCACACGCACACGCACACGCACACGCCCAGCCGGACAUGCACCGCAUGGAGGCGCAGGUGCAGGAGCUGCUGCUGCCGUUCGUGCGCAUCGCGGCGCUGCUGCGGCACCACGUGUACGGCGGCGCGCUGCCGGCGGGCGCGGGCGGGCCGCAGCAGGAGUUCUGGCGGCUGGCGAGCUACCUGGAGCUGGCGGCGGGCGACGGCGGGCCGGGCGGGCCGGGCGCGCCGGGCGCCGCGGGCCGCGCGCUGCCGCCGCACGCCGCGCCCGGCGCGCGCGCGCCCCGCGCCUGGGCGCGCGCGCUCGGCACCGCCGCGCAGCGCGGACAGCUCGCCGUGCGGCGGCUGCUGCGCGGCGCGGCGGGCGCGUGGGCCGGGCCGGCGCUGCUGGCGCUGCCGCGCGACUACGACCGCCUGUUCACGUACUACCACGAGCGCGUGUGCCUGCAGUGCGGCGCCGUGCCCAAGGAGGCCUCCGUCUGCCUGCUGUGCGGCACGCUCGUCUGCCUCAAGCAGCCCUGCUGCAGGCAGCACCAGGUGGCCGAGGCCGUGCAGCACGCGAUGGAGUGCGGCGGCGGCACGGGCAUCUUCCUGGUGGUGACGUCCACGUACAUCGUGGUGAUCCGCGGCCGCCGCGCCUGCCUCUGGGGCAGCCUCUACCUCGACGACUACGACGAAGAGGACAGGGACCUCAAACGCGGCAAGCCGCUGUACCUGAGCCAGGACCGGCUGGAGCUGCUGCAGGCGCAGUGGCUGGCGCACCGGUUCGACCACACCAAGCGCACCUGGGUCUGGCACCGCGACUCGCUCUGAGCCGCCGCGCCCACGCACGCACACGCACGCACACGCACGCACACCCACGCGCACCCACGCGCACCCACGCACACGCGCACGCCUCACAGGUCGUAUCCACUGUUAUUGUUACCGCUUCCGAAAAGUUUAUACGCGGC
Messenger RNA from Galleria mellonella (greater wax moth), 6435 nucleotides. RefSeq names its product E3 ubiquitin-protein ligase Ubr3 (gene Ubr3). Gene Ontology annotation, biological process: ubiquitin-dependent protein catabolic process via the N-end rule pathway; protein ubiquitination. The record is from RefSeq and is a predicted model, not a curated record. Gene Ontology annotation, molecular function: zinc ion binding; ubiquitin protein ligase activity. The coding region runs from base 380 to 6298 and encodes 1972 amino acids. NCBI's taxonomy places the organism in Eukaryota, Metazoa, Arthropoda, Insecta, Lepidoptera, Pyralidae. The transcript is spliced from 32 exons. Gene Ontology annotation, cellular component: cytoplasm; ubiquitin ligase complex.